AGCAGCAGCACAACUUGGGACGACAGUUGUACAAGACUUAAUUCGAUAAAUACUAAUGUAACGUCGCCUUCACGCACCUGCCGCGAGGUUUAUUCAGACAGCACGGGAUUCUACAAGUUACACCCUUUAAAAUGUUUCCAAUGUAGGAAGAAAAGGCCAAGUUGUUGUAAAAGUUGAAACGGUUAGCUAAAUGCGUCCAAGUUACAUGAAUGACGUUAAUGUUACCCCGCCGAAGAUAAGACGCCAGAGAGCAACUGCCUUUUCCCGCUGACGUUUUCUGACCCUAGUUUGAGGGGGAAAAAUCAAAACAUGUUUGAUGGAAAAAGAUAAACAUUUUGUUGGCUGGUUGCUUCUAAUGGCUCCACACCCACACUGCUUACUGUCUCCCACUCUCACUUUCGGUCUUAUUUAUGGGCAGCAGAUGCAGCGGGCUGGCCCUUCCUCUCCCAGCUGUUCCUCCACCUCUGCCUGUUUCCCCCUCGGCCACCUAAACAACACGGCUGAAUGUGGAAGUGAGACCACAGCUGAGCCAGAGAAACGCGAAGUGAGAGCAAAUAACACGCCUACAGAUCUCUACAAGAUGCAGUCCAUCGUGAGCUUCUACAUAUGCCACCUGCUGUGCCUGGGCCUGGGCCUGGCCUGCGUGGUGUGCGUGUGUUUGUGGAACAGCCGGUGGCGCGGCGGUUUCGCCUGGGACGCCUCGACCCUGCAGUUCAACUGGCACCCUGUCCUGAUGGUGACAGGUCUGGUUGUGGUGUACGGCAACGGAGCCGUGUUGUACCGCAUCCCCCUGACCUGGGGUCAGAAUAAACUCCCCUGGAAGCUGCUGCAUGCUGCACUGAUGCUCCUCGCCCUGGUCCUGUCAAUCGUGGGGCUUUGUGCUGUGUUCGACUUCCACAAUGCCAAGAACACUCCCAACCUCUACUCCUUGCACAGCUGGAUUGGAAUCGCUGCUACAGCUCUUUUCGCCAUACAGUGGGUGGUGGGUGUGGCUGGCUUCCUCCUGCCCUGCUCCCCCAUGUCACUACGUAAACUCCUGAAACCCGUCCAUGUGUGGAUGGGAGGCAGCAUACUGUCGCUCAGCAUCGCUGCCUGCAUUUCUGGAAUCAACGAGAAACUUUUCUUUGUUCUAAAAGGAAACAGCAGUGGAGCUCAGCCAUACGCUAGCCUUCCACCUGAGGCUGUGUUAGCAAACACGUUAGGGGUUUUGAUUGUAGCCUUUGGCUUGGUUGUCCUAAUGAUUUUGUCCAACCAUAAAUGGCAGCGACCAGACUCCAGGCCUGAGAAUAUGGCUUACACGCCAUUGCUUCAAGAAGAAAAUGAAUGAAGGAAAUUCCCAAAAUGCUCACAUUAACCGUCCAUGCAAAAUCAGUUGAACCAUCACAGAUGACAGGUGGCCUAAAGACAAUUGAUGAGUUCUGUUUUGAAUGUACAAACAGCUGUCUGAACAAUGUGAGAAUUAUCUGUGUGUGCUGUGGAUGUAAAUAUGUAUUUGAAGAUACUAUUUAAAAAUGUUUUUUGCCAUGCAUAAAAAAUAAUUGUUUCAUUUCA
Messenger RNA from Micropterus dolomieu (smallmouth bass), 1551 nucleotides. RefSeq names its product lysosomal membrane ascorbate-dependent ferrireductase CYB561A3. Gene Ontology annotation, cellular component: lysosomal membrane. Gene Ontology annotation, molecular function: oxidoreductase activity. NCBI's taxonomy places the organism in Eukaryota, Metazoa, Chordata, Actinopteri, Centrarchiformes, Centrarchidae. The transcript is spliced from 6 exons. Bases 317 to 1327 code for a protein of 336 amino acids. The record is from RefSeq and is a predicted model, not a curated record.